UCGCUGUGCCCCGGCGAUUCCCGCUGAACGCCCGUCCCGAGCCGUGCGAUGGACUCCAUGUUUGAGGAUGACAUCAGCAUCCUCACCCAGGAGGCCCUGUGCCAGGAUGAGGAGUGGCUGGACAGCCCCAACACGGACAUCUCCAGUGAGAUGUGCUCGGCCUCUCACUUCGCCCUCAUCACGGCCUACGACGACAUCAAAAACCGUCUGACCAGCCUGGAGAGGGAGAACUCCACCCUCAAGAGGAGGCUGAAGAUGUAUGAGAUCAAGUACCCGGUGAUCAGCGAGUUCGGGGAGGAGCGCCUCUUCUCGGUCUACGACACCCACGAGUGCUCCCUGCUGAAGAGCGAGAAGGCCAGCCUCCAGCAGCAGCUCAACCAGUUCCAGCAUGAGCUGCAGAAGAGCAAAGAGAGGGAGGAGCAGCUGGACGAGAUGAUCCAGGCGUAUGAGAAGCUGUGUGUGGAGAAGGCUGAUCUGGAGUCGGAGCUGGGGGAGAUGAGAGCUUUGGUGGAGACUCAUCUGAAUCGGAUCCGGAGCCUGGAGCAGCAGCUGCGACAGAGAGAUGGCAACUCCUUCCAGAACCUCAACUCCCAGCUGCAGAACCAGGAGGUCCAAUACCUGUCGCUCCACGGCAGCCCUGGCCUGACACAUGUGCUGGAUCGCUCGAUGAGCUGGCAGAGCUCCCGCAGCCUGGAGCAGCCCAGCGAGCUGGAGGUGCACAGGCUGGAGGCCGAGCUGGAGGAGACCCGGCACGAAGCCCAGAGCUCGCAGCGCCGGGAGGAGCAGCUGAAGGCAGAGUGCGAGAGGCUGCAGUCUGAGCUGAAGCAGCUCCAGGAGACCCGGGCGCAGGACCUGGCGACCAGUCAGUCGGAGCGGGACAUGGCCUGGGUGAAGAAAGUCGGUGAUGACCAGGUGAACCUGGCGUUGGCCUACACCGAGCUGACCGAGGAGCUGUGCCAGCUGAGGACCCUCAGCUCCCUGCAGAGCCAGAUGCUCCGGACGCUGCUGCAAGAGCAGGCCAUCAACGGCGGCCAGAGGCACUCCCCGCUCUCGCAGCGCCGCUCCCCGGCGCCGCCCUGCCCGCCCCCGGCUCAGCAAGGCCGGCCCCCGGCCCCCCAGUGCCAGUCUCCCGCGCUGCAGCGGCGGUCUCCCGUCCCCCCCAGCCAGUCCCCUGCCCAGCAGCGCCGCUCCCCGGCGCCCCCCCCGUGCCAGUCCCCUGCCCAGCAGCGCUGCUCCCCGGCGCCCCCCCCGAGCCAGUCCCCCGCCCAGCAGCGCCGCUCCCCGGCCCCCUCCUGCCCGUCCCCCGCCUCCCAGCACCGGGCGCCCCCCACCAGCGAGAGGAACAUGAUGGAUCUGGGGUACUCGAAGCCCCCAAGCCACCACAUCAAAGCCAGCUUCCAGGGGCGUCGCAGCUACUCGGAGGUGAGCGACGCUGCCGUCUACCGGCAGGGCCACUCCCUGUGGCUGCAGCCCGAAGCCUCCACGCUGCCUAAGCACCGUCCCUACGGCGAGGUUUACAUCGGGGGGGCCGGCGGGCCCGGGAGCGCCAGGGACGCCUUCGAGGAGCACCUGCGCUUCGAGAAGCAGUCCUCGGACGAAGACGAGUGGGGCGUCCCCAGCCCCCCCAGUCCCGAGGCGGGCGCCAUCCGCUGCGCCUCUUUCUGCGCCGGCUUCCCCAUCCCUGACCCCGCCACGCACCGGACAGCUGCCUCCUACUCCAGGGCCGAGCACGCGCAGUCCUGGCCGUCGAUCAACCUGCUGAUGGAGACGGUGGAUUCCGACAUCCGAAGCUGCCCCCUCUGCCAGCUGGCGUUCCCUAUUGGCUACCCGGACGAUGCUUUGAUAAAGCACAUUGAUUCGCACCUGGAGAACAGUAAGAUCUGAGGCUUCUCCUCCUCGUCCUGACUUCCUUACAGCCCUGGCCCCCUUUGGAUGCUGCAUGAAAACGCGGGGAGCGACACGGCUCCCUAAAUACCUCCAAGUCUUCAGUAGCUGCAGGAAAGACUGAACUGUAAGAGAUUCACCUCUCCCUCACCUUGGUUUUAAGUGGGUUUCUUCCACCCCCCCACCCCCCGUGACCCCAGGAUCUGCAAUACCCGGUGAUGCUUGUGCCAGCCGGCGGGACGCUCCGGUCCAGGCACUGGGGGAGGGCAGACCCGUCGGUAGUGGCUUCUUACAGAGGGUGUCGCUUGCCUUUUACUGCUGCUUCCUUUACAGCUCUUGCUGUGUCAUUUGGUUUCUCUGGAUGAUCUCAGGGAGGAUUGAUGGAGGAUGGAUCCCCCCCCCACACCGCCCACACCCCCACUCUGAAAGCUGCUUCCGUGAGAGGCACAGAGUUUCCAUGCACCUGUCUGCGGGAAUCUCGGUGCCGUUUGAGUCUCUCUCCCCAGGGGUUUAAUUGUUCCAGGACGGUUGGUUCUCUUCAGCUUUGGUCACUGUUGGGCCCCCGAGAGCUUUCAAACCAACCUGCCUUGGCCUUUGGCUGCUAGUUCAAGCAUCUUACCAGUCUUUUACAUUAAAAUCCCACCACCCCUUCUCUCAGUGACGCUGUUGAGAAACGAAACCCACUUUCUAGAGGUGUAGCAUGGACAUCCCAUAAUAUUGCACUGAACUUAAUGCCGGCUAGGGGCCGUAUCCUGGUCUCCUCAAAGUCAACGGCUGGUUUUGUCAUCGACUCCGGCGGCGCCUAGCUACGUCUCUGGUGUAGUUAUAUUCUCUUCGAUGUAUCGUUUACUCCUCCUUCAUUGCUUUGAGUAGCUAGUUACCGUGUAUCAAGGAUCCUCUCUGUGUCCCGCAUAGCGGUCACGCCCUCACCUUGCCCGCAGUCUCGUGACGGCCUGUGACACUGGCGUGACGGCAUCGUGUUAAUUCCGCAGCGGUCACCUACGUGGGUCCAAGAUCCACUGUCUCUCUCCGGCCUUACUAAGCAUCUUUGCGUUGUACUGAUCUACGCCAAGCCCAUUCAGACUGGCCAGCUGUCCCCAUUUCCCCCGCGGGGACUGUCUCAAUGGAACGACAUGGGGUCAUUCGUUCAUCAGAAGUGCCCGUAUAGUGAAGAUGCUUUGGAAAGUAGCCCCGCAUCUCCUAGCAGGACCCAGAGAUAGUUUUUGUGCUGGGCAAACCCCUGCUCCUUUGUCAUUCCCCAGGGUGCUGAUGACGCUAGCAGCUGUAGCAGUGCUUCUCUGGGUAGGCAUCGGCUGUUCCUCUGGCUGGUGUCAUUCGUCCAAACUCUGGGGCGGGGAAGGGAAGGAAGAGAAUCUCGCUUGCUCUUGGCCGCGCCGUGGGCUGGGAGGUGGCGUUCGCCCUCCGGCAUUGGAGUGGAAAAUGUAAUUCAGAACGAACCGGCCCUUUCACCCCAAUGCUCGGCCUAGAGAUGGGCCCAAACCACUAACCGUUAAUCUGGAGCGACCAGAUCCCUGGCAUUUCAAGGGGUAUUCAGAUGCAGGGUUUGGGCCCCACUCUCAAAGUGGGCUGGGGAGUGGGUGUGGUGUGAAAUUGGUUUACUUAGGGUGAGGAUUCUCCGGGCCCAAGGGGAAUCCUGAGCUCCUUGUCUGAGGAAACUCUCAGAAGGGGAGGACUUGUCCAUACUUGAAAGUUAGUGCGGAUUAAAGCACAGUGUAAAUGGAAAGUGUAUUAGUUGUUCCCGAUUAACCCCCCAUGCCUGGACCCUUUUAUUCCACAACAAGAGUGCCCCGUUCUCGUUUAGUUUCACUACGGCGCGUUAAGCUGACCGGGGACAAGGCUGGAAUACGAGGAUCCACAAAUGGAACAAUUCCACGGCUAGCCGAGCCCUGGAUUGUGGGGUUUGUCCGUGGAACCGAGAAACCCCUGGAAUUUAGAGGUUUCCAAAUUGCCAUAAGAAGAGUUUGUGAUUUAACAGGGAUCAGAGCAGGGCCAACCUGUGGCUCGGGUGCCCUGGGGGCUGGCUGGCGUGAUGACGAGCUUCUGACCCCACAUGCUGGGUGGCCGAGGGGUUCGUUACCGACUGAUGGUGCUGGCGAUCCAGGGUGGACGGAUGCCAGAAUUAUAGGACCAGGAAUUUACUGAUGGGCUUGAUGUGGAAAUCACUGGGUGCGGCGCUCUGGCCUGCGUUAUGUGUAACUGACACAUAAGCCACCCAGAGGCGGGUCCACGCAGGAGCUUGGAUCAUUUUGGUCCCUUCUGGCCUUAAUGGGUGUGUCUGCACUGCAGAGAAACUCCCGUGGCUGACCCGGGUCACCUGACUCGGGCUUGGGCUGUGGGACUAUAAAGUUGCAGUGUAGACGCCUGGGAUCCUCCACCCUCGUGGGGUCCCGGAGCCUGCGCCCCAGCCUAACGCCAGACAUGUACAGGGCAGUCUUAUAGCCCUGCCGCCUGAGCCCCGGGUGUUUCAUCGCAGUGUAGACGUACCCAAAGCCUAUGAAUCAGAGAGCAAUUCCAGACGCUUCCAAGCAGCGCUGACGCCGGUGCCCCCGUGUAAGGUGCCCAAGUCUAACGGGGACGCGGGCCUUUGGGAAAACGCAUUCAAACCGGUUUUGUGCAUUCUGGGGAGGUGGGGGCUAACACCCCGCCACUCAUGGCUCACCCCCCAUAUCUCAUGUCGUGCUGCAUCUGUGGCCGGAAGUCGUGGCAUUGGGCAAACAGGGCCCAAUCCUGCGAGAUUGCAGAAAAAUUCCAAGUAGGCUCUGAGCACCCUCAAGUCCCACAGAAGUCAGCGGGGGCUGAAAGGGCUUGGGUCUCCUUGGAAGGCCAGCUGGCAAAAAUCGGUGUAGCCCCUUUGGCGUCAAUGGGGCCACGCCAAUUUACACAGACAGAGGAGCUGGCCCCGUCCUCCUUGGCUGAUGCAUCACUCCUUUCCAUGCUCUGAUAACACGCUCGCCCACAAGCUGUGGAUCACAGGCAAGACAAGCAUUUUCAGCAGGCGGAGGAUUCCAGCCAUAUUGAAGUCAUGUCACUUUAAGGUUGGGGGAGGGGCCAGCACUUGGGGGGGAGGAGUCAAGGGCUAGAGACGUGCCCGCGAGCAAUUUAAUUUCCCCACUACUGACACCACUUGUCCCACAUCCACAUGAAAUCUACCUCAGAGCCAACGAGAAGCAGAAAUGAUGGAGCGGGGAGAUUGGGCUGGGCCGCCCAGGUCCAUCUCCAGGGGUCUGAUGCAUUCUGCAUUGUGGCGCAAAGCCUGAUGCGACAACGCACGGCUCUGUCUGAAGAGCCCAGAGCGACCCCUUCCCCAUGCGUGGUCUGCAGCGAGCUCUCGGUGUGUCAUUUAUUGUAGGCUGCUCCGGGCCUGUUACUUCAAACCCCCCCAACCCCCGUUCUAGUCCAACAAUCCAAAGCAGAAAUAUGUGAUGUGGUAUAAUCUCCGCCCCUCUCCCAACCGAGCACCCAAUCGGGAGAUCCAAGCGGCCUGUCAGUCAUUGUUCUGUGCUGCAUGCUCUUGACUGACCCAACAAACACGAGCCCCUGAGAUCCCCAGCUCAGGGGAACGUGGAGAGACAUUGGUCUUUAUGUAUCUUCCUUUUGUGUAUGUUCUCUUUGAAGAGAUCCUGUGCUCUGUGAAACAGAAUAAGUCGAAUAAAAGUUACCUAUAG
Messenger RNA from Terrapene triunguis (Three-toed box turtle), 5570 nucleotides. RefSeq names its product TBK1 binding protein 1 (gene TBKBP1). Gene Ontology annotation, biological process: canonical NF-kappaB signal transduction. Gene Ontology annotation, cellular component: cytoplasm. The record is from RefSeq and is a predicted model, not a curated record. Bases 49 to 1884 code for a protein of 611 amino acids. The transcript is spliced from 9 exons. Lineage: Eukaryota; Metazoa; Chordata; Testudines; Emydidae.